GAUCAAAAGCUCGGACUGGUAAAAAAAAUGUCUUCUAUCAUGAAAGGUAUGUUUAUAAGAAGUGCACCAGAUUUAUGUAACCCGAGGCAGUCCUUGAAGGGGAAUUAUAACAAGUAUGUGGAUCAUGAGAGUGAUCCUCUAAGAGAAAACCAGUAUUUGUUCCUUCGUUUGAGGCGGGUUGGCAGAUUAGGAGUUUUUCCCAGAAAGUAUGAUCCUCCUCAGCAGCCACCAUUACGUGGUCAGUAUCGAGCGCAAGCCAUCCUCACCCCAGUGUCAGACCCAACGCCUACUACAAAAAAGCGCGUAUUUACUUUUGGUAAAGGAAGGAGUGAAGGCAACAAGAGCAUGAAGUCUUUGUUGGGAGGCAAGGGAGCAAACCUGGCAGAGAUGUCAAGCAUUGGAUUAUCUGUGCCUCCUGGACUCACCAUAUCAACAGAAGCAUGCCAAGAGUAUCAACAGAAUGGGAAGAAACUAACAAAAGGCUUGUGGGAGGAGGUAUUGGAAGCUUUAGAGAUUGUGGAGAAGGACAUGGGAGCCUCCCUUGGUGACCCUACCAAACCUCUUCUCCUCUCUGUUCGCUCUGGCGCUGCGAUUUCAAUGCCUGGGAUGAUGGACACUGUCCUUAAUCUUGGACUAAAUGAUGAAGUGGCUGCUGCUCUGGCUGAAAAAAGUGGAGAGCGUUUUGCUUAUGACUCUUAUCGCCGUUUUCUAGAUAUGUUUGGAGAUGUUGUGAUGGGCAUUCCACACUCAUCAUUUGAGGAGAAAUUAGAAAAGAUGAAGGAAACUAAAGGAGUUAAACUUGAUACCCAGCUCACGGCAGCUGAUCUUAAGGAGCUAGUGAAACAGUACAAAAAUGUUUACCUUGAAACUAAGGGUGAAGAGUUUCCUUCAGAUCCAAAGAAGCAGUUACAGUUAGCUGUUAAAGCAGUUUUUGAAUCUUGGGAAAGCCCGAGGGCGAUUAAAUAUAGGAGCAUCAAUCAGAUUACUGGACUCAAGGGAACUGCGGUGAACAUUCAGUGCAUGGUGUUUGGAAACAUGGGAAACACUUCAGGGACUGGUGUUCUAUUCACUAGAAAUCCAAGCACUGGUGAAAAGAAGCUCUAUGGAGAAUUUUUAGUCAAUGCUCAGGGAGAGGAUGUAGUUGCUGGAAUUAGAACACCAGAAGACUUGAAUGCCAUGAAAAGUUGCAUGCCCGAAGCUUACAAGGAACUUGUUGAGAAUUGUGAAAUUCUGGAGCGACAUUACAAAGAUAUGAUGGAUAUUGAAUUUACUGUCCAAGAAAAUAGACUGUGGAUGCUGCAAUGCCGAUCUGGAAAGCGUACAGGUAAAGGUGCUGUAAAGAUAGCUGUAGACAUGGUACAUGAAGGGCUUGUUGAUACUCAUGCUGCUAUCAAGAUGGUGGAACCACAGCAUCUUGACCAACUUCUUCAUCCACAGUUCGAGAAUCCAUCUGCUUACAAAGACCAAGUUGUUGCCACGGGGUUGCCUGCAUCUCCAGGAGCAGCAGUUGGGCAGGUUGUGUUCAGUGCUGAAGAUGCUGAAGCAUGGCAUGCACAAGGAAAGAGUGUCAUCUUGGUAAGGACAGAGACCAGUCCAGAGGAUAUUGGGGGUAUGCAUGCAGCUGCUGGUAUCUUGACAGCAAGAGGUGGCAUGACAUCUCACGCGGCUGUUGUAGCACGUGGAUGGGGAAAGUGUUGUGUCUCUGGCUGCGCUGAUAUUCGUGUAAAUGACAAUGAUAAGGUUCUUUUGAUUGGGGACAUGGUGAUUAAUGAAGGCGAAUGGCUUUCACUCAAUGGCUCUACAGGUGAAGUGAUGCUAGGAAAACAACCACUCUCUCCUCCUGCUCUAAGUGGUGAUCUGGAAACUUUCAUGUCUUGGGCUGAUGAGAUAAGGUGUCUCAAGGUUAUGGCAAAUGCUGACACACCUGAUGAUGCACUAACAGCUAGAAAUAAUGGUGCCGAGGGGAUUGGACUUUGUAGAACAGAGCACAUGUUCUUUGCUUCAGAUGAAAGGAUAAAGGCUGUGAGAAAGAUGAUAAUGGCAGUAACAGUUGAACAGAGGAAAGCAGCGUUGAACUUGUUACUUCCCUAUCAAAGAACUGAUUUUGAGGGAAUUUUUCGUGCAAUGGAUGGCCUUCCAGUCACAAUCCGAUUGUUAGACCCUCCACUUCAUGAAUUUCUACCAGAAGGUGACCUAGAACAGAUAGUGAGCCAAUUAAGUUCAGAAACUGGCAUGAGUGAAGAUGAAGUUUUCUCAAGAAUUGAGAAAUUGUCAGAAGUAAAUCCCAUGCUUGGUUUCCGAGGCUGCAGGCUAGGAAUAUCAUACCCAGAAUUGACAGAGAUGCAAGUGCGUGCAAUCUUUCAGGCCGCUGUUAAUACGAACCGCCAGGGAGUUACUGUUCUUCCUGAAAUAAUGGUUCCUCUUGUUGGAACGCCUCAGGAAUUAGGACAUCAAAUGAGUUUAAUACGAAGUGUUGCGAAGAAAGUGUUCUCUGAGAUGGGUUCUUCCUUAAGCUAUAAGGUGGGGACUAUGAUUGAGAUCCCUAGAGCUGCUCUGGUGGCAGACGAGAUUGCAAAGGAAGCAGAGUUCUUCUCCUUCGGGACCAAUGACCUCACUCAAAUGACAUUUGGAUACAGCCGAGAUGAUGUGGGCAAGUUUCUCCCUAUAUAUUUAUCCAAAGGCCUUCUGCAACAUGAUCCAUUUGAGGUACUUGAUCAGAAAGGUGUAGGCCAACUUAUCAAGAUUGCCACAGAAAGGGGCCGGGCAGCUAGGCCUAGCUUGAAGGUGGGAAUAUGUGGAGAGCAUGGAGGAGAACCUUCUUCUGUUGCAUUUUUUGCCGAGGCUGGACUUGAUUAUGUUUCAUGUUCUCCAUUCAGGGUUCCUAUUGCAAGGUUAGCAGCAGCUCAAGUUGCCGUCUGAAUGGUUGAUUUUCAGAGAAGCAGCUUCUCUCUGACAUUGUUCACCUGUAAAUAAAUUUAUUUAAUAGACACAUA
Pistacia vera is the source of this 2993-nucleotide messenger RNA. Its product is annotated as pyruvate, phosphate dikinase, chloroplastic. NCBI's taxonomy places the organism in Eukaryota, Viridiplantae, Streptophyta, Magnoliopsida, Sapindales, Anacardiaceae. The coding region runs from base 28 to 2919 and encodes 963 amino acids. The transcript has 20 exons. Gene Ontology annotation, biological process: pyruvate metabolic process; phosphorylation. Gene Ontology annotation, molecular function: pyruvate, phosphate dikinase activity; kinase activity; ATP binding. The record is from RefSeq and is a predicted model, not a curated record.